Messenger RNA from Cololabis saira (Pacific saury), 2308 nucleotides. It is a transcript of the gene lins1, whose product is annotated as lines homolog 1. The record is from RefSeq and is a predicted model, not a curated record. Lineage: Eukaryota; Metazoa; Chordata; Actinopteri; Beloniformes; Belonidae. The transcript has 7 exons.
GGCUGUGUCCAGAGAGCUGACGGUGUGUAUAGGUCCAGGCGGAGGACACAUGGAGGGGACGGUGUCCUGCAGGGACGGGACGGUGUCCUGCAGGGACGGGACGGUGUCCUGCAGGGACGGGACGGUGUCCUGCAGGGACGGGACGGUGUCCUGCAGGGACGGGACGGUGUCCUGCAGGGAGCAGCUGGUCCAGGCGUGGACGUGUCUUACGGAGGACUCUGUCCCGGCUCCCAGCAGCGUCUACGUGGCCUCCGUGCUGUUGUCCUGCCUGAGCGGGGACGUCCCGCCCGGGGACGCCGGGGAUGCCUGGGAGCUGACGUGUCUCAGUCUGAGUCUGCUGGACAACGUCAGCAACCGUCUCCUGUCUCCCAGUCUGUCCACCCACGCGCAGCUGGGCUGGACGGAGACGCUGAGGCUGCUGCUGGAGGACAUGGACGUCAUGUCCCCGCUGGUGUCUCUGUUCCGAGUCGAGGACCUGGUCACCUCCCACCUGGCGGCCAAGACCGCGUCCACCUGGGUUUUCCUCCAGCUCGUCCAGUGUGAGAAGCUUAGUCCCGUCUGGCAGAGGACGUGUGUCCAGGCGUUUCACAGCUCCCCUCCUGCUGCUCACCUAGACACCUGUCUCUGGACACUGACUGACGUCCUCAAAAGACUUCUGAAAGGGGGUCAUCAGGAACUCCUCAGGAGACUUUUGGCAGCAUUUGACUGCAGUGUAGGAGCUUUAUUUGUUCGGUUGCUUCCUGGAGAGACGGAGGAACUGAUGCGGUGUUGGGAACAGCGCUGGGGGACAACGUUCUGCCUCCUGCUGGACCUGCUGGAGGUUCUGACUGCAUCCAGCUUGAUGUGUGGAGGGGGAACCGGCCUGACGAGUCACACAAUAACCCAAACACACUCGUCAGCCCUCCUGACCGCUGUCAGCUGCUCCUCCAAGUACUUUGUGAAAAAGCGGACCCUGCUGCUUCUCAAGAGGGCUGUGUGUCAGAGGGCUGGAGAGGAAUGGUCUUUGGAUCGGGCGCCGUCCACCAGACCGGACUCGGACAUGCGUGAGCUGGCUCGGUGUGUAUUGAAAGCAGUGGAUCAGAACUGGUUACAGAGUGUUCCAGUAGGGGCUGCUGCUUUCUUUGGAGGGGCCCGGCCUCCCCGGGAAGGUUUCUUUGGAGGGGCCCGGCCCCCCCGGGAAGGUUCGGGUCAGAGAGCAGAUGGAGUGAUGCUGAGAGCCGUCAGCCUCUUCCUCCUCAAGUCCAUUGAUCUUCACAUCCAAACAGAAGGAGCAGUCUGGAGACAUCUGCAGUGUUUGUGGGACUUCCUGAAGCAGCGCAGCCCCGUCCUGACCGACGUGACGCACCGCUGCUCCUGGAUCAGCCUAGUAUUUGCAGAUCAGGACGACGACCUGAUGGAAGCGUCCCGUACAUCUCUCUCCAUCUUCCUCAGACUCAGACGGCGGUCAGACCUGGAUUCUCUCCGAGUGUCGGAGGCAGCUUGUGCAUCAGGCUGCAACCCGCACUGCCACUUCCUACUCCUGCUGCAGAGCGUCUCCUUCGACCACAGCAUCCUCCUGGACUUCCUCAUGUCCAGCGAGACCUGCUUCCUGGAAUACCUGGUGCUUUACCUCAAGUUCCUCAGAGAAGACCGGCAGGGCUUCGCUGCAGCGUGUGGAGGCUCGGCUGUCCGUCGCCCCUCCACCCAGCGGUCCGUCACCGCCUCCACCCAGCGGUCCGUCACCGCCUCCACCCAGCGGUCCGUCACCGCCUCCACCCAGCGGUCCGUCACCGCCUCCACCCAGCGGUCCGUCACCGCCUCCACCCAGCGGUCCGUCACCGCCUCCCACGUACCGUUACAUGUGGAUGAGCUAGACGGGGUCACGCUGAACUCCGGUGGACGUUCUGUGCCCUGUGAGCCACCAGCGGGAGGCUCCAGGUCAGCUGCAGGGCUCCGUCUUGUAGCGUAUGAUAGUUCUGAGGACUCUGAGUCCGAAUCACCUCUGGAUGUGAAACGGGAGGCUGAUGGAACAUUCCCAUCCAUCACACAGAAACCUCCAUCGUCCCCAGCGUCGCUGAGUGAUGCUGAUGCCAACCCGGGACGAGGAUCAGAGACCGUGUCACUGCCGUCCAUCUCAACACACCAACCCACCGCCACCGUGUCCAGGCAGGAGACGUGUGAAGCGUUGGACAGAGCCGUCCUCUGUCUGUCCCAGCUUCGAGCCGUGUUGACCAGGCUGCAAACAAAGAAACUCUUCCCGUACAACCCCUCGUCCCUCAUCAAGCUGCUGGGACAAGUAGAGAACUAGUACCAGAGCUCACAGGUUUGA